Molecule: messenger RNA, 3672 nt
Organism: Anguilla rostrata (American eel)
Lineage: Eukaryota; Metazoa; Chordata; Actinopteri; Anguilliformes; Anguillidae
Product: G-protein coupled receptor 151-like
Exons: 1
Coding region: 988-2307 (439 amino acids)
Biological process (GO): G protein-coupled receptor signaling pathway
Cellular component (GO): plasma membrane
Molecular function (GO): G protein-coupled receptor activity
Source: RefSeq, a predicted model, not a curated record
AAAGUGAGUCUUUGAGCGUGUGUACAGGCUCAUCUUUCUCACCAUUUCCUGGCAAUUUUUUUCAUUAACAAUAAUAAGUAGGCUAUUUCCAGGCUUCUUGCUAAAUGUGUUUAUUUUCGAAGAGACUUAAUGGUUAUGACGUAAAAUGUAGGCAACGUUUCUCAAUUCUUGCAUAAAUCACAAGAGUCUUAGUAGAAAUCGUGGUAUGGAAGAAAAAUUGAGAAAAAAGUGAAGAUUAGGGCUAUAUUCCUAGGCCUUACUCUGUCCGUGGCUGGCUGCCCGUGACAAGGUGCUUGGAGACAGAAGCGUGUUCAUAAUUCAGGAAAAUCACUAUUCUAAAUGAUAGAGCGAUUGCAGUCGCUUUCAAAACAGAUUCUAGUCUUCAUACAUACGCGUAUAAAUGAAAUAUUAUUAGUAAAAUUGCAGUUCUAGGAUGGAAAAUGACAGUGUUUGUUAGAAAGAUGCACAGGAGAGAAUUUAAUUGCGGACAGCAAGAAAUGUCGAAACGAGGCGUUUUUAGAAAUAGCCGAUUUCAUUUUUCUUAAAUCUUACUACAUUUUUAAUAUCAUUUUACGAAUGAAAUCAAUGGUGCCGAAAACAAAUUCACUCCAGGCUAACGCCUACCCCAGUUUGAGGGAAUAUUUAAAUGGGCUUUUUUUCUUCUUGUACAUGAUUUAUUUAAAAAAGCAUUAACUUUUAAUGUUUUUAAUUGGCCCCAUGAGGAUACCGCAAGGGGUAAAAGAAACUUCCCUUAAGCUGGUGGAGGCGUCUGUCAAUCAAGCUGCCGAUAUAUAUACAGCAGCAGACCUCGCGCUGUCAUUUCAGAGACUGCAACAGCUCGAGGAGUGGAACUGAAACUCUUACUUGUUACCUACAUCUGAUCUGAAUGUGCCGCAGUUGAACUCUACAGCCAAGACGCUUGAACUUUCACAUAAAAAAAGGAUUUCCAAAACUCGGUUUUAUUCACAAUUUUUUCCCCCCUGCAAGAUGGAUCAAUCGCUACAGCAAAGCGUGAAUAUUAGCCAGACGAACAGCUCUAUGGACAGGCACUCAGUCUUCGAAGGGGACAGUCAGGAUUUAUUUCAUUCUCAGGAAUUGAAAUUACUGAUACCGACCAUUGUAGGGAUCAUUUGUGUGGUGGGCUUUACCGGGAACAUGAUGGUGGUGGCCGUCCUGGUCAGCAACGCCCUCAAGAGCAAACUGACCCUCAUCAACGGCCUCAUCCUCAACCUGGCGCUGGCCGACGGGCUGGUGCUGGCGUUCGCUGCCCCCUUCAAGGGCGCCGCGUACACCCGGGCUGGCUGGACCCUGGGCUGGUUUGUCUGCAAGACCUGCGACGGGUUCCUCAACUCCUGCAUGGCGGCAAAGAGCUUCACCAUCGCCGCCAUGGCCAAGUCCUGCUACCGCUACGUCAGCAACCCCGGCAAGCAGGUGAACAUCCGGCAGAAGGCCGUGCUCACCGCCCUGCUCUUCACCUGGCUGUCCGCCUGCCUGGUGUCCCUGCCGCACUGGAUGUUCACCACCCUGCAGCGGGACGGGGAAGGGCAUGGGGACGAGCUGGCGUGCGUCCAGGCUGUGCCCGACUUCGCCCGCGACGCCAUGGCGGUGUACGUGAAGGCGUACCCGCUGGUGGCCUAUUGCGGACCCCUCACCUUCGCCCUCCUCUGCUUCUGGCGAGCAUACGGGCGGUGCCAGCGGCGGUCCAGCAAGACCCAGAACCUGCGCACCCAGAUUCGGUCCCGCCAGCUGACCGUCAUGCUCUUCAGCCUGACGGUCGCCACGGCGAUCCUGUGGCUGCCGCAGUGGGUGUCUUGGGUGUGGGCGCGGCACGCGGAGGAGAACGGGGCCCCGCCCCCGCCGCCGCUCUUCGCCGUCUCUGCCGAGCUGCUCAUGUUCUCCAUCUCGCUGGUCAACCCGCUGCUGGUGCUGGCGCUCUCUGAGGAGUUCCGCGACGGCUACGCCGGGCUCUGGCGGCGCUUCACACUCCGGAAGACGCCGCCCCCCAAAAGCAAGAUGGGCCCGCACACGCCCUCCGCGCCCCGGUCCCCCUGCCCCCGCCCCGAGCCCGCUGGACACCCACCUCCACACGCCGCCGACAGGGCGGAGCAGCCCAAACGGGACCGGGACCGGGACCAGGACCCCAAACCGCGGGCCGAGGACCCGGACAGCCCCACCAACAAGGACGGCAUCGUCCUGCCGGACCUGGAGCAGUUCUGGCACGAGCGCGAGACGGGCUCCACGGCGCCGGAGAACGACCCGAUUCCCUGGGAGCACCAGAACCAGGCUGAGGUAACCCAGGAGCGCUGAGCUGCCGUUUCACAACCCAGCGCACCUCCAACCCAACACCCCGCACCGCCAACCCAACACCCCGUAUCUCCAACCCAACACCCCGCACCCCCAACCCAACACCCCGCACCGCCAACCCAACACCCCGUAUCUCCAACCCAACACCCUGCACCGCCAACCCAACACCCCGCACCUCCAACCCAACACCCUGCACCGCCAACCCAACACCCCGCACCGCCAACCCAACACCCUGCACCGCCAACCCAACACCGCGUACCUCCAACCCAACACCCUCCAACCCAACACCCCGCACCGCCAACCCAACACCCCGCAUCUCCAACCCAACACCCCGCACCCCCAACCCAACACCCCGCACCUCCAACCCAACACCCGGCACCGCCAACCCAACACCCCGUACCUCCAACCCAACACCCUCCAACCCAACAACCCGCACCCCCAACCCAACACCCCGCACCUCCAACACAACACCCCGCACCUCCAAGCCAACACCCCGCACCUCCAACCCAACACCCCGCACCUCCAACCCAACACCCCUCACCCCCAACCCAACACCCCGCACCUCCAACCCCACACCCCGCACCGCCAACCCAACACCCCGCACCUCCAACCCAACACCCUGCACCGCCAACACAACACCCCGCACCUCCAACACAACACCCCGCACCUCCAAGCCAACAGCCUGCACCGCGAACCCAACACCCCGCACCUCCAACCAAACACCCCGCACCUCCAACCCAACACCCUGCACCGCCAACCCAACACCCCGCACCUCCAACCCAACACCCUGCACCUCCAACACAACAGCCUGCACCGACCCAAUUCACACAGUAACCGCAGCACUUCAGGUCAAACGGACUGCUGAAAGGAUCUGACCGUGCACUUCGCAAGUGCAAACUGAACUCAGCUUGCUUCCUUUUUUUUGGUUACAGUAAAUAUUUACUUUUGGAUUACUGCAAAUUGAGAAUUGGGAAUUUGAAAAUAGUCACAUUUUUGCAAUUCACAAGAUUCGACAUUCCAUUGAAGUGGUCUCAAAUAUACUCCUGCAGCCCAAGAAAUUGUUACAAGGAGGUCCCUCGCAAAAAGUAUGUUUAAAAACAAACUGAAAAAUAUACCGAUGAAAUAUCCACACCCAAGAGAACAACUGACAGACCUUGGUCACAGCAUCCACAUAAAGGGAAUUUCACUGUAAAUAGUGUGUGUCAUUUGUACAUGUUUGGGUUUUUUGCAAAUCGUGCCUGUCAGGUGCUCAGUGUAAGGUCAGCAGCAUGGAUUUUUUCAGCCAUUUUAAUGAGGCAGAUUUGUGCAGUAAUUACCAGGACAUAUGUAUUUUGUAAUGUUUUGUAAUAAAGUGAAUGUUAAAACCUC